AUGUUGGUCCAAGACCGUCCAGGACCCAAAUCACCGAAGCACGCUCACUCUUCUCAGAUCAGAGCCUCACUCUCUUUCGCUCCAAAUCUCGAUUUCUCCACAUGGGUCUCCGAGAAUCUAUACAAGAUCGUCACCGUCGUGCUUCUCAUAGCCACAGUCGCCGUCCUCUUCGUGCUUCGAAACAUCGGAGACACCGCUGCUUUGCUCUGCUUCGAAACCCAAGCCCAGGCUCUCGAGAAGAUUCGAUUGCCGCAGCUCGAAUCGAAUAUCAAGCCCAUCUCCGACACGUCGUCUCCCUACGCGAGUUUCCGAUCUGAGAAGUGGAUUGUCGUUUCAGUCUCUAAUUACCCAACUGACUCGCUCAGAAAGCUUGUGAAGCUCAAAGGGUGGCAGGUCUUGGCAAUUGGGAACUCGAAAACGCCGUCGGAUUGGAGCCUCAAAGGUUCUAUCUUUCUGUCCCUUGAACAACAAGCUCAAUUGGGUUUUAGAGUUUUGGAUUAUUUGCCUUAUGAUUCGUAUGUUAGGAAGAGUGUGGGUUACUUGUUUGCGAUCCAACAUGGCGCGAAGAAGAUCUUCGACGCUGAUGAUCGCGGGGAGGUGAUUGAUGAUGACUUGGGAAAACAUUUUGAUUUAGAAUUGACGGGAGAGGGUGCUAGGCAAGAGAUUAUAUUGCAAUAUAGCCAUGAGAAUCCUAAUAGAACCAUUGUGAACCCAUACAUUCAUUUUGGGCAACGCUCAGUUUGGCCGAGAGGUUUGCCAUUGGAAAAUGUUGGUGAACUUGGCCAUGAAGAUUUCUACACUGAGAUUUUUGGAGGAAAGCAGUUUAUACAACAGGGCAUAUCAAAUGGACUUCCUGAUGUCGAUUCUGUGUUUUAUUUUACACGAAAAUCGAGUUUGGAAGCCUUUGAUAUAAGGUUUGAUGACCAUGCCCCGAAAGUGGCGUUGCCGCAGGGUACGAUGGUUCCUGUUAAUUCUUUCAAUACAAUUUACCAUGUAUCGGCGUUUUGGGGUUUGAUGCUUCCUGUUUCAGUUAGCACGAUGGCUUCUGACGUAUUGAGGGGAUAUUGGGGGCAGAGGCUUUUGUGGGAAAUAGGUGGAUUUGUUGUAGUUUAUCCCCCAACUGUUCAUAGGUAUGAUAGAAUUCAGGCGUACCCAUUUUCUGAAGAGAAAGAUCUUCAUGUCAAUGUGGGACGUUUGAUCAAAUUUUUGGUUUCAUGGAGAUCAAGUAAGCAUAGGCUGUUUGAAAAGAUUUUGGAGUUAAGUUUCGCUAUGACAGAAGAGGGGUUUUGGACUGAGAAGGAUCUGAAGUUUACUGCUGCGUGGCUUCAGGACUUGAUUGCGGUUGGGUACCAGCAGCCUAGAUUAAUGUCAUUGGAAUUGGAUCGGCCACGGGCAAAUAUUGGUCAUGGGGAUACAAAAGAGUUUAUCCCGCAAAAGUUUCCAUCUGUUCAUCUUGGAGUUGAGGAAACAGGGACAGUGAACUAUGAAAUUGGAAAUUUGAUUAGGUGGAGGAAGAAUUUUGGGAAUGUUGUGCUUAUCAUGUUUUGCAGUGGACCGGUGGAACGUACUGCUCUGGAAUGGAGAUUGCUCUAUGGGCGGAUAUUUAAGACUGUGAUCAUUUUGUCAGAGCUAAAGAACCCUGACCUUGCUGUUGAAGAAGGCCAAUUGGAUUAUGUAUACAAGUACCUGCCCAAAAUAUUUGAUCGAUAUUCCGGUGCGGAUGGAUUUUUAUUCCUUCAGGACAAUACUAUUCUUAAUUACUGGAAUCUUCUACAAGCAGACAAAACUAAAUUGUGGAUUACAAAUGAGGUAUCCAAGUCUUGGACUACUGUUUCCACAAAAGACAACUCGGAUUGGUUUUCAAAGCAAGCAGGCAUGGUGAAGAAGGUUGUUAGCAUGAUGCCAGUUCACUUCCAAGUCAGUUACAAGAACUCUGUAACUAGUGGCAAGAGCAUCACGGUAUGUAGUUCUGAGGUAUUCUACAUACCUCGUCGGUUUGUAGCUGACUUCACCGACCUUUUUAAUCUAGUUGGAAAUCUAGAAAUUCAUCACAAGGUUGCCAUUCCAAUGUUCUUUCUAGCAAUAGAUUCACCUCAGAAUUUUGACUCAGUGUUUAGUACAAUGAUCUAUGAAGAACAACCACCUUCUACCAAUUCUUCAUCCCUUUAUUCAGCUAAAGUACCUGCCGUUCAUCCGUGGAAUGUGUCAAGCGAACAAGAUUUCAUAAAACUAAUAAGAACAAUGGCAGAAGGUGACCCUCUCUUAAUGGAGUUAGUUUGA
This is a messenger RNA of Prunus armeniaca (apricot), 2280 nucleotides long. The record is from the annotation of a GenBank genome assembly. NCBI's taxonomy places the organism in Eukaryota, Viridiplantae, Streptophyta, Magnoliopsida, Rosales, Rosaceae.